AUGAGCGAGCUGAAGGACUGCCCGCUGCAGUUCCACGACUUCAAGUCGGUGGACCACGUGAAGGUGUGCCCCCGGUACACGGCCGUGCUGGCCCGCUCGGAGGACGACGGCAUCGGCAUCGAGGAGCUGGACACGCUGCAGCUGGAGCUGGAGACGCUGCUCUCCUCCGCCAGCCGCCGCCUCCGCGUCCUGGAGGCCGAGACCCAGAUCCUGACGGACUGGCAGGACAAGAAGGGCGACCGGCGGUUCCUGAAGCUGAGCAAGGACCACGAUGUGGGCACCUCUGUCAAGCACGGGAAGCCCAAGAAGCAGAAGCUGGAGGGCAAGGGGGGCCACGGGACCGGGCCUGGCCCCGGCCGGCCCAAGUCCAAGAACCUGCAGCCCAAGAUCCAGGAAUACGAGUUCCAGGAUGAUCCCAUUGACGUGCCCCGCAUUCCCAAAAAUGAUGCUCCGAACAGGUUCUGGGCGUCGGUGGAGCCGUACUGUGCCGACCUCACCAACGAGGAGGUCAGAGUCCUGGAGGAGCUGCUCAAGCCGCCGGAGGAUGAGGCUGAGCAUUACAAGAUCCCGCCCCUGGGGAAGCAUUACUCCCAGCGCUGGGCCCAGGAGGACCUGCUGGAGGAGCAGAAGGACGGAGCCCGGGCGGCGGCUGCCGCUGACAAGAAGAAAGGCGUCCUGGGGCCGCUGACCGAGCUGGACACCAAAGACGUCGAUGCCCUGCUGAAGAAGUCGGAGGCCCAGCACGAGCAGCCGGAGGACGGGUGUCCCUUCGGGCCCCUGACGCAGCGUCUCCUGCAGGCCCUCGUGGAGGAGAACAUCAUCUCCCCCGUCGAGGACUCCCCCAUUCCCGAGAUCGCUGGCAAGGACUCGGGAGCCGACGGCGCCGGCACGUCUCCCCGCAGCCAGAACAAGCCCUUCAGCGUCCCCCACACCAAGUCGCUGGAGGGGCGGAUCAAGGAGGAGCUGGUUGCCCAGGGCCUGCUGGAGUCGGAGGACCGGCCGGCCGAGGACUCGGAGGACGAGGUGCUGGCCGAGCUGCGCAAGAGGCAGGCCGAGCUGAAGGCCCUCAGCGCGCACAACCGUGCCAAGAAGCAGGAGCUGCUGCGGCUGGCCAAGGAGGAGCUGCACCGGCAGGAGCUGCGGCAGCGCGUCCGCAUGGCCGACAAUGAGGUGAUGGACGCCUUCCGCAAGAUCAUGGCCGCCCGGCAGAAGAAGCGCACGCCCACCAAGAAGGAGAAGGACCAGGCCUGGAAGACCCUGAAGGAGCGGGAGAGCAUCCUCAAGCUGCUGGACGGGUAG
Aptenodytes forsteri (emperor penguin) is the source of this 1299-nucleotide messenger RNA. It is a transcript of the gene TADA3, whose product is annotated as transcriptional adaptor 3. Lineage: Eukaryota; Metazoa; Chordata; Aves; Sphenisciformes; Spheniscidae. The record is from RefSeq and is a predicted model, not a curated record. The transcript has 8 exons. Gene Ontology annotation, molecular function: transcription coactivator activity. Gene Ontology annotation, biological process: regulation of transcription by RNA polymerase II. The coding region runs from base 1 to 1299 and encodes 432 amino acids. Gene Ontology annotation, cellular component: SAGA complex.